Messenger RNA from Nycticebus coucang (slow loris), 1422 nucleotides. RefSeq names its product translation initiation factor IF-2-like. The transcript has 3 exons. NCBI's taxonomy places the organism in Eukaryota, Metazoa, Chordata, Mammalia, Primates, Lorisidae. The coding region runs from base 1 to 1023 and encodes 340 amino acids. The record is from RefSeq and is a predicted model, not a curated record.
AUGGUUUCCGAGACCCCUGCCACAGCCAGACUGUCCCACGACCUGCUGGCGCGGCGGCGGCGGUGGCGGCAGCUCCAGCCGCGCCCGCCACACAUACCUUCACUCGCUCGGUGCACACGCCGCGCCGCGAGCAGCGCCGCCCGCGGAGACGCGCCCAGGGCCCGCAGGGGCAGCAGCUGCAGCCUGGCGGCGCCGCCGCGCCCUCGGGCAUCUGGCCCCGAAGUUUCGCCCGCCGCUCCCCGCGUGGGCUCGCCUCACGCCCCCCGGCGCGGCCGCCGCCCGACGCGCGCUCGCCCCGCUCUCCGCGCGCCGGCUCCGGGGGCGGCAGAAGCGCGCGCGGGCCACUGCCCGCCUCCCUACGCAGCCGGCGGCUGCUCUGCGCCCUGCGUUGCGGGGCCCGGCGGGCGGGGUGCGGGGCGCGGGCCGGGCGGGGGCGUCCGGGCCGCGCGGUCCCGGGAAGCGGCGGCUGCAGCGCGCGCUGAUACCGGGUCCCCGCCGCGUCCCGGCCGGCGCGGCCCCUCCCCUUGCCCAGAUGCGUUAAUCCUUCUCCUCCCGACAAAUCCUUCAACCUGCGCCCCGCCGCCCGUCCCCGGGGGCCAACUUCUCCGGGGUCGGUUGCUGGCAGCAGUGUCCUGCAGGGAAGGAGCGGCGGGAGCCGCGGCUGCGACUGUGGUGGCGGUGGGGGCCUCGGAGCGAGGAGUCCUGGCGGCAUGUCCUUGGCUCGCUGGGUUGGUGUGGGACCUGCUCCCGCGGCCGACCCCGGAGCAUUAUGCGCGAGUGAACUGCGUGUCCCCAUGGACCGUCCGGGUUGGGUGUGGAUUCUUGGUGGUGCUCCAGCUCUCGCUCCGGAACGCCGGCCUGAAGCCGCCGCUACCUGCAGAGAGACCUGCUUCGGAGCCCGCUGCUGCCACCUGCAGGCGGAAAGUUGACGGGCGCGACGUGCUGACCCGUGGCCGCCGCAGGCUCCCUGGGUAUUUGGGAUCCAAAGGCCAGUUUUCUUCUGUAACCCUGGCCAGCUACUGAAAAGCAUUCAUAACUUUGCCAAGAAGCGAAGUUCUGUAAAGAUCUACUGCGGGACAUUGGGAUGAAGUUUCGUGUUGGAUCAGAGAACAUUGUAGGGCGCUAAAUAGCAAGAAUCUGCCCAGCACCCCUUGAGACUGAUGAAACCACAUCAAGCAAAGAGCUUUCUGUAGCCAAGGGAAUUUGGCUCCAUUGAGAAAAUGGCAUUUAUGUAGAAUAACGUUAUGCUGGGAAACACAAAUAAAGAUCCUAAAUGAUUGCUUUCUUUGAGUAGAUAUUACAAUGUAUCAGAAUGACUAAAUAGAAAUUGAAUAGAGCAUAGGGAUUCUUCUCCAGAAGCCUGAGACUGUAUUUUCAGAAAUGAUUUGUCAAUCCUAGAGAGCUAAAAAAUGAUCUGUUAAA